Messenger RNA from Labrus bergylta (ballan wrasse), 1083 nucleotides. The record is from RefSeq and is a predicted model, not a curated record. Lineage: Eukaryota; Metazoa; Chordata; Actinopteri; Labriformes; Labridae.
GAAAAACUGCAGGGGGAGACGGUCCUUCACCGAGCUGCGUCCCUGUGUCAAAGAACUAUCUGUCAUUAUCUGGUUGAAGCAGGAGCCUCGCUCAUGAAGACAGACCUACAGGAGGAGCUGUGCCGGCUGCAAACGGAGAACCAGCUGAAGGAGGAGGUGAAGGAGGUGCUGCAGGCGCUGGAGGAGCUCGCCGUCAACUACGACCAGAAGAGGUGGAGGAGAGAGAUCAGACCAACCUGCAGCACAAGACGGUACAGAUAUGUUUCAGGAGAAAGUGUUCAAAGUCUGCAUCUCGAGGUCCUCAACCUGCUGCUACGAGACCUCAGUGACAUCGGCGCCAUCAUCGGCACCAGUGAUGUCAUCACAGCUGUGAAACCACUUCAAUGAUAAGUGUCAGAUUUGAUACACUCAGGCAGACAUCAACAUUAACUCUGGUCACAGCUAACACAUCACAUCUUCUGUCCAGACUGCUGAAUGAGCAGAGGGAAAACCAAACAUCAAAUAAUUCAGCAUCACCAACAAGGCCCACAGAUCCAGGGAGCGGCCGCAGCGGGACUCGAACACCAUUUAAAGUGUCAUGUCAUUUAAAAACCCAGCAGCUUUUGGUCCUCCUUGUCUGCAGAAGUCUGAAGUCUGCAUGCAGAGGGUGCUGAGGGUAGUGUUGUAGUCAUGACCACACUAAGACCAACACCACAAAUAUCUUUGUGUGCAGGGGACGUUUUAACACCGGGAAGCUUGUGGUCGUAACCGGGGGAUACAAAUCAAACUACAAAUGGAGUGAUGUUAUUUGUUGUUUUUUUUCUUCUAGUCCCAGACCGAGACCUUCAAGGAGUCUCAAGGAGCACAUGAGGGUGUUCCAGGACUUCUGAUUGGUCCUUAUUAAAAUAAACAACUGUUUUUGUUAACGAUGCUGAGGUUACCAAACCAACAGAUCACAAAAGUUCAAAUGGACUCAGGAACAGAAUGAAUGUUGUUUGAAUGAUCACCUGUCUGCUUCUUUUAAUCUGAAACAUUUUCUCAUUGGUCUUCUUAUAUCUGUGAAUCUGUAACUCUGGAUCUAUCAACAGGAAGUGCUCUGGAGUG